CCCUCGCUAUACCUUAAACCCUCCGAUUACCUUUUCUCCUUAAAAAUCCUCUUCUCGUCCGUCACUCUACUGUUAUGGGUGGCACUCCGACAAUUCAGUAUGUCAUUCACAUUGAGUCUUACGUUAGCUCUUCCAGCUCCGAGGCACAGCAGGCGGCAAGCGUUGAUGCGAUUGCUGUUCUUCUGAAGAAUGACUUGUUAAGUUUAGAAACUUUGGUUAGGGAGAUGGAGAUGUAUUUGACCACUACAGAUAAUAUCAUUCGUUCAAGAGGUAUCCUCUUACUUGGAGAGCUAUUGAUGCAAUUAAUGUCAAAGCCGUUGGGUGAUACUGCAAUAAGCAGCUUGAUAGAAUUCUUCACAGAGCGGCUGGCAGAUUGGAAAGCGUUGCAUGGUGCCCUUGUCGGUUGUUUGGCUCUACUAAGGAGGAAAACUGGUACUGGUAUGAUCAAUAGGAGUCAAGCAAAGGCUGUUGCAGAGUCUUAUCUGAAAACCCUGCAGGUGCAGUCCUUGGGGCAGCAAGACAGGAAGCUUUGCCUUCAAAUAUUGGAAUGCCUAUUAGAUCGCUAUCGGGAUGCACUUUUUUCACUGGGUGAUGAUCUCGUUUAUGGAAUCUGUGAAGCUAUUGAUGGUGAAAAGGAUCCACAGUGCUUGAUGCUCAUAUUUCAUAUAGUUGAACUGCUGGCACAAUUAUUUCCCGAAGCUUCUGGCCCGUUGGAGAAUUUUGCAGGGGAUUUGUUCGAGAUUUUGGAAUGUUACUUUCCUAUCCAUUUCACCCAUCCUAAGAGUUAUGAUGUUGAUAUGAAGAGGGGGGAACUCUCAAGGGCCCUAAUGCUGGCAUUUGCUUCAACACCACUUUAUGAACCCUCAGUCAUUCCAUUACUUCUUGACAAACUAUCUUCUUCUCUGCCGUCAGCAAAGGUGGAAUCUUUGAAGUACCUUAGCUAUUGCACAUUGAAAUAUGGAGGAGAUAGAAUGGAAAAGUACACAAAAUCCCUUUGGUCUGCAUUAAAAGAUGCACUGUUUACUUGUCCGCAGUCCACUUUGUCAGAGGAUUCCGAUCCAAUAGAUGGAUUAGGUUUUCAUGAGAGUGAAAUUAUGACACAGGCCCUUGAACUUCUUCAGGUGCUUGUUCGGCAGCAUAAUGAUUCAUUCUUGAGUUUGAUUCUGGGUGAUGGGGACAUAAGCACAUUUCUGAACUCCUUUUCCCAGUUCGACGAUUUUAAUAGUCUUUCUACCCAAUACAAACAGAGGUUACAUGCAGUUGGGCAUGUUCUUUCUGUUUGCAUUAAAGCUUCUGGAUCUUCCUGCAAUAAAGUUUUUGAAAGUUUCUUUCCUCGGUUGGUGGAUGCCUUAAGGCUCUCAGUUGAAAAUUCCCAUGGAAUUGUUCAUUCAGCUUUGGAUGCGAACUUUAACUUUGGAGCCUUGUAUCUAUGUGUUGAACUCCUUGCUGCAUGCAGACAGCUGGUAGUCAGCUCUGAUGAAGUCGCUUCAGCUCAUGAUCUAGCGCGUGACUCUUGGUGCCAGAUACUUCGUAGUUUCUGCACAUCAUUAUGUAAUGUUUUCUUUUGUCUCAUUCGAGCAAGUUGUGUUGAAAGCACUUGGAAUGCUUAUGUUUAUGCAGCAGUUAAAGGUUUGGAGAUCUUGGCAACAUUUCCUGGAAGCUUUAUUUCUGUCUCAAAGCUCAUGUAUGAGAAUAUCUUGCUGACUUUGACGUCAAUUAUUGAAUCUGAUUUCAACAAGAAGUUUCUAUGGAAGGCAGCACUGAAAGCAUUAGUGGAGAUUAGCUUGUUUGUCAAUAAGUAUCAUGAGGACGAGAAGGCAGCUAGCUUUAACAGUAUUGUCAAGCAAAAGAUUGUUUCUCUGAUUUCUUCUGAUGACUUAAACAUGCCUCAAUCGCUCAAACUGGAGGCCAUUUUUGAUAUCGGAUUGACCGGGAUGAGUUUCAUGCAUAGUGUUGUAAGCGAAUUGGAGAAGACUAUAUCAGCCAACUUAUCUGAGAUUCUUGUCCAUGGAGAUCGGCGGUUAGCUGGAUUGACACCUGGGCUUUUGGAAUGUUAUUCCAAUAAGGUACUUCCAUGGUUCCAUGGCAAUGGAGGUGCAGAUGAAGUCUCUUUGAGUUUUGCGAUUAAUAUUUUCACUAAAAUGGAAAAUAACUCAUCUUUGAGUCUAGAAGCAAAGGGAAAGGAACUUCUGGGUGCAACAAUGGCUGCAAUGAAGCAAGCUAUGACAGGCUGUUCAGUGGAAAGUCAGGAAAAGGUUCUUCAGAAAGCUAUUGAUGUGAUGGAAACAAGCUCUUUUUUCUUGUCAAAUGAUCUGAUUCUAGGAACCGAUCUCUUUAACAAGAAAACUCAACUUGGUCAGACUUCUGAGGGUUUGUCAUGUCGAGACGAAUGGAUUACUUCACUCUUCGCGUCAGUUGUAAUUGCAUUGCGUCCUCAAACUCAGAUACCAAAUAUAAGACUCUUAUUACAGUUGUUGGCGAUGACUCUCCUUGAAGGCCAUAUCCCCUCAGCUCAGGCCCUGGGUUCUUUGGUUAACAAACUUCCUCUGAAUAUAUCAGAAGACUGCAGUCUCGAAGAACUUAUUGAUACGCUAUUCAAGAAUGUAAUGUGGCGCAACAUUAGUAUUGGGAAAGAGGGCAAUGAUGGUGGUGCAGUUGCUAUGAGUAACCCGAGACUAAAUAGUCUAAAUAGUCAUGCUGUUAUUGGAUUAGCAUGGAUAGGGAAAGGUCUGCUUAUGCGGGGUCAUGAGAAGCUAAAAGAUGUGACUAUGACUUUCUUGAGUUGCUUAGUUUCAAAUGAAGAUCAGGGAAAUUUGCUACCUUUCAAUGAUCAAAUGAAAGAUCCCGCAGAGCACAAAGUGCUUUGUCUCAGAAAAUCAGCUGCUGAUGCAUUUCAUAUUCUUAUGAGUGAUUCUGAUGCUUGUUUGAACAGAAAUUACCAUGCAAUCAUUCGCCCACUCUAUAAACAACGAUUUUUCAACAUAAUGAUGCCUAUGUUCUUAUCUGCAAUAGUAAAAUGUGAUUCAUCCACUUCAAGGUGUUUUCUCUAUCAAGCUUUUGCACACCUGGUAUCUGAAACUCCUCUUGUUGCUGUUGUUGGUGAUGCCAAAAAGGUCCUUCCUGUACUUAUGGAUUGCUUUCUUAUAUUGAGCAAGGAUAUCUCUCAUAAGGAGAUAAUUUACAGUGUCUUAAUAGUUCUCUCUGGAAUAUUAACGGAUAAAAAUGGACAAGAAGCUAUCAUAGAAAAUGCUCCCAUGGUUAUCCGCAGACUUAUUGAGCUCACUUCCUAUCCUUAUGUGAUGGUGAUUCGAGAGACUGCAAUCCAGUGCCUUGGUGCCAUGUCGGAGCUGCCGCAUGCGAGGAUAUAUCCCAUGAGAACGCAGGUGUUGCAAGCUAUAACCAAAGCUCUUGAUGAUCCAAAGAGGGUUGUUCGUCUAGAGGCAGUCAAAUGUCGGCUAGCUUGGGCUUCAAUUGCAUCAAGGAGUAUUCACUUCUAAAAGCACGCAUCGCACCUACUUGCAAACCUGGUUGGGUAAUAUCUUUAUCAUGUGUGUCAUCAAUAUUUACCUCAACUUACCAAUGUAGAGUAUUGGCCUAUUGGGCACAUAUUAUUG
Messenger RNA from Solanum verrucosum, 3614 nucleotides. Its product is annotated as MMS19 nucleotide excision repair protein homolog. NCBI's taxonomy places the organism in Eukaryota, Viridiplantae, Streptophyta, Magnoliopsida, Solanales, Solanaceae. Gene Ontology annotation, cellular component: cytosolic [4Fe-4S] assembly targeting complex. The transcript has 20 exons. The coding region runs from base 75 to 3497 and encodes 1140 amino acids. Gene Ontology annotation, biological process: iron-sulfur cluster assembly. The record is from RefSeq and is a predicted model, not a curated record.